GAAUCCCCGGCCGAAAACAAAGUGGUCAAAACAUCGCGAACGUCGAUGUCCAGUUUGACCGUUUGUACGAUUUUUUGAAGGCAAAACCUGGAGCCUGAAGUAACCGUAAAUGUAUAGAGACAUGCUAUGCUGUACAGGUACAGAGUGGUAACCGAUGCAGCCAUUACGCCCGGAGCGGGCGCCAGGGCCCGGGGCGGUACAGCGCAGACCGUCGCCCGGCGGCUCCCCGAUACACUUCCCGCGGGAACCGCCGCAGAUCGGCGAGGGACGUCUUCCAGUGUUCGUGUUCCCCACGGCCUUGACCUUCUACGCUGACGACCAGAGAACACACAAGCAGGUCCUGACCCUGUAUAACCCCUACGAAUUCCCUCUCAGGUUCAAACUUCUCUGUACAGCCCCUAAGAAGUAUGUAGUAGUGGACUCUGAGGGGACCAUCAGACCUCACUGCUGUGUGGACAUUGUAGUGAGACAUGCGGACAUCGCGCCCAGUCAGCAGGGCAUCCGGGACAAGUUUCGCCUCAACGUCUACGAGCAUGGGCAGAAGCGUCUGAUUGGUCAGAAGGACAUCAUGGCCCUCCUGCUGGCCUCGGCGGGGAGGGAGGAAGACGAGAGCGGGACGGGCGAGGAGCGGAUGGUGUCCGCUCUCCGCCGCCAGGAGACUGACAGUUCUGGGGGCAGAAGCCAACAUGUGAGAAGCCGUCCGUCCCACCCCGGUUUUGUGAUCAUCGCCAUCGCGACUUGUUGUAUACUUGUCCUGACCCUGCCAACCCACCUCCUCGACAAGGGCUCCAGCCUGCCUGACUACCUGCACCUCACCCUCAACCAGAAACUUGUCGCAGCUUACAUACUAGGACUGGUUACCAUGGUGAUACUGAGAUCAUGACCCCAGCUUCUCCAGAACCUUCCAUGUCAUCAACACAUAAGUAACAUAAGGGUAGUUUUAACAACAUUCAGAAUUUUUCUCCAAUGCAAAUGAUGUCCAUUCACCGGAUUUUCUACCGAUGCUCACUGACUUCUGACCUUUGACCUUUGUUAGUAGUGGGUGGGUCAGUUUUACCAAGGAGGUUAAAUACAAGAUUGCUUGAUUUUAAACCUCCUUGGUUUUACUGAAGAAAGUCAACAUCGAAAGUUGACAAUUUGGGUGUUCAUUUUUGGUGUUGGAAAGAAACUUCAAUCAUGUUGCCAACACUGAUGUAAAAGUGCAUGUAGUUGUGUUUUCUCCCUGGUGGCCUGAAUGUGCUAGACCUCUUUCCAAAAGCGGCGGCCAUUUUAAAUCAGUCUAAGGUCUAGAUAAUAAGCAGUCAAAUUGGGGACAACAAACAUACAUGUUUAUCUAGUACACAUGUACUACUGUCAUCUUUACUGGUGCUGACUCUACUGACAAAACUGUACUUGUAUCUGAUGUAUUUAUGAAUCGUGAGUCUAUAACUUAUCCUCUAUGCCUCUCCGUUAACCUUCAGCCUGCUAAGGUAGCUGUUUGGCACCAAAUUUGUAUUGGUUAUGAAGUUAGGCAGCAGUGACAAGGUUAAACUAUUGUGGCCUCUAUGUAAACUGCUGAUAUGAACUAUGCCAUAGGGGAAAGCCACCAGAACUGUAGAUAGCAUUUAUCCAGUGUGUUCUUCAUACAUUCUAGUGUGUGUUAAACUUAAAGGUUUGGUGAAUAGUAAGCAAUACAUUAUGUUAAAUUUGUAAUACUACUGAAUUUUAUUGCCUUGCAAUUUUUAUAUCAUUUUCUAACUAAAAAUUCCUAUGCCUUACUGUUGAAAUAGGGGUAGGAUAAUGAUUUGAGGGUGCACUAGUUUGCAUGCAUGCUGUGUAAGGUGCCUGCUUUCUGUGUUGAAAACAAUCAUAGAAUUGAAGUUGUAUUUACUUGUAUUUAGUACUCUGUACUGGUUACUUAAAACAUACAUACAUACAAGAUGUAUUUAAUCCUCUUGAGUUACAAAGUUGCCAAGAAGCAUAUUAAAACUUUGUCACAAGUUCAAUGAAGACAACCCACAUACUCUUUGGUAUGUACAGUAAGAAACAAUGUUGUUUGCUUUACCACUUGUAAUAAAAAACAUGAAUUU
Molecule: messenger RNA, 2069 nt
Organism: Branchiostoma belcheri (Belcher's lancelet)
Lineage: Eukaryota; Metazoa; Chordata; Leptocardii; Amphioxiformes; Branchiostomatidae
Product: motile sperm domain-containing protein 1-like
Exons: 6
Coding region: 155-883 (242 amino acids)
Cellular component (GO): cytoplasm
Source: RefSeq, a predicted model, not a curated record